UCGACGUCGAUCAAGACGACAAGAGUACGAGUACUGAGUGUCGUUCAAAUCGCUGACUGAGUGUUGUCUCAUCAAAUGGAGAGUUGCCUUUGUUCUGUAUUGCAGAUCAGGUUCUUGAGGGUUUUAUGAGGCUGUUGGUGCAGAUUUUUCCCUCCUUCUACGUCUGGACAAGAUAAGAAACGAACAAAUUGAUGACACCUUUUGCAUUGUGCCACUGUUUGGAGAAAAGCGACAUUUGUAGUAAAGUUGUACUGUAGGAUAAUUUGAGCACGAUGUGGGGCUGGCUGGGCAGUCUUAGCCAGCAAUCGGCAAACGCAUCCUUUCCAUACAAGAUUGGUGAGGAGAGAACCAGCUUGAGCGAGAAAUCCAUCUGGAAACUACAUGGCGGACAAAAACAGGCUGAUGGCACAGAGGUUUCAAUUUUCAUCUUCGACAAGACGGGUGCCACUGAAGAUCAGGUCAAGCUGGCUAGAGCAUCAUUCUUCCGUUUGAAAACUCUACGCCAUCCAUGCAUCCUGCGAUAUAUUGACGGUGUUGAGCUCGACACCAAGAUCUGUGUAGCUACAGAGGCAGUGGUACCGCUGGUCGAUUAUCUAGAGGAGCAGAAGGCAACUCUCAGCAGUAACAAGCUCUGCUCUAUGAUCUCCUGGGGCAUACACCAGAUUGCUGUAAGGCACAGAUAUGCGUAAAGUUUCUCUCUGUUUCUCUCCUCUGUCUCUCUCUCUCUCUGUCUCUCUCUCUCUGUCUGUUUCUCUCUCUCUGUCUCUCUCUCUCUGUCUGUCUCUCUCUGUCUCUGUCUGUCUCUCUCUCUCUCUCUCUCUCUCUCUCUCUCUCUCUCUCUCUCUCUCUCUCUCUCUCUCUCUCUCUCUCUCUCUCUCUGUCUCUCUCUCUGUCUCUGUCUCUGUCUCUCUCUCUCUCUCUCUCUCUCUCUCUCUCUCUCUCUCUCUCUCUCUCUCUCUCUCUCUCUCUCUCUCUCUCUCUCUUUGUCUCUCACGACUUACCUGUCUUUAUAAAUGUAACUUACUCCAGUUCCAAAAAAUUACGCCUCGGCGUUUUCACAGGCUUUUGAGAUUAGCUCUCUCCUGAGUCUUUUAAAUUGCUUCAAGUUCAAAUAGGAAAAAUGCCACCCAUGGGCUCCGAAAGGGGGAGGAGGAUGAAGCCCUAGACACUACGCACGCACCACACGAACACUCUGUGUCCCUGGACGAUUCUGCUGCGCCAUAUGACGAUCCGUUGGGUUUGACCUCAAGCCAGCGGAAGCACUCCAGUACACGGCAUGACACAGGUGAACAUCAUACAUGUCCGAAAUGUCACACCACCAUCAAACAAGAACAUAACCUUGCACGACAUAUGCGGACUAACAAAUGCAAAACAUUGGCUGCAUCGCAGGCUGGAGCUGUGUCAGCAGUCUCUGCAUCACCACCACACGAGACUCCAAUGACUUUAGAGGCAAGUACACCAACCAUCACACCAUCAGACCGGGAAACAACAUGUCCACACUGUUUGAGAAAACUCAAAUGGAAACAAAACUUGCCACGACAUCUACAGACCUGCCCGGUCUACAAAUCACUUUCAACCACCUCAGCCAAAGCAGACGGCAGUAGCGGGGAUGGUCGGACGACUUCCAUGAUUGAUUCAAUGCACUUCAGCCCAUCUGUAGGUCAGACAAUGACUCCUGGAGAUGAAUUGCGAACAAUCCCGCACGAAUCCACUCCCUGUCAUAAUGAGUCUUUACUUCAUGUCCUGAAUCAACGGGACAUGGACAAGGUAGAAGUCCGGCAGUCCCUACUGCUACCGUCAGCCAAAAACACCAAGGCAUGGCACACAAUAAACGCUCAGUUGAAGAUCCAUCUCACUCAACAUUUCCCAACCUCAUACCUCAAAAACACUAACAUCGAAGAGACUCUGGACAAACUAGAGAACUUCAUUCACUGGUUUUUCGACCAGAAACCACCACCACCUCCACCAAAACACAAGAAUGCAAAUAAAAACCGUGCAGUGGAAAAACUCCGGGCUCACAGGCGUGAUUUAAAGCGCCAAUUUCGUAAGAUCAAAAACCCGGACGAAGUACCUGCAGCGCUCAGAAAUGAGUAUUUUUCAAUUGGAAAACAAAUCAAGCGUCUUUUGAAACAACAAAAGAUGUACGACGAUCGAUCCCGGAACAAGAGGGACCAGGAUGCCUUUCUCAAGGACCCAUAUGCCUUCGGAAAGAAAUUGUUUCAACCAACCAACCAUGUCAAACCCACUUUCUCUGACACUACCUGCUUUGAGUACUUCCAACACACAUAUGCAGACCAGGAUCGUGCCACUUCGUACGAAUCCUGCCCCAGUGCAGGGAAGCCCCGGGAUUGCACCCACCCAGUCGAUGAGGGGACCCCUACAUGGACUGAAUUUCAGAAUGUUUUGAAGAAGUGUCGCAACACCUCUGCACCGGGUCCUGACAAGAUACCUUACAUAGUUUGGAAGCUUUGUCCCUCCCUUCAAUCCAUUCUUUUCACCAUCUUUGGGCGGGUUUGGGAGAGCAAGAUCAUUCCAAGGCAGUGGCAGGUAGCGUGUAUCACACUCCUGGCCAAGGGGGAGGUGUCUGAUGAUCCUUCGAAAUUCCGACCGAUUGCUCUAGCGAACACGUCCGGGAAGAUCUUUUUCACCUUAGUUGCAAAGCGCCUCUUGAAACAUAUGCUAGGCAAUAAGUUCUUCGAUGGUGACAACCAGAAAGGAUUUAUGCCUGCAAAGGCUGGGUGCUUAGAGCAUACAUCACUUUGUUAUGAGGCGAUGCGUGAUGCAAAGACGGCAAAACGCCAAAUUUGCAUUGCGUGGAUAGAUUUGAAGAAUGCAUUUGGUUCAGUGCGCCACAAUCUGAUACAGUAUGCUCUAACCCACUACAGCCUUCCUUUGCAAUUCAGGAAAUUAAUUUUUUCCUACUACGACAGUCUUUGCGCUUUCGUCGUACAACCACACACACCCACCUUUAAUUACAACAUUGGUGUUUUCCAGGGGUGCCCCUUGUCCCCGGUCCUUUUCAAUAUUUGUUUCCAGCUUCUGCUGGACUCACUUGCAGCCCCUGAAUUAAGUUGCCUCUCCUAUGAUUUUAAAUCUGCCCCUUUGCAAGUGUCCCAAACAGCUUUUGCUGAUGACUUAGGCCUCUAUAGCAAAUCUAGUGCAGGUUGUCAAAAACUCAUUGCGGUCACUUGGUCACGGAGGACUUUCUCUCGUGGACCCAAUGUAUGCAGGCGGCGCCGCACAAAUGCAAAAGCAGUGCAGCAAAGCUUGUAGAUGGCCGGUACAAACCUUACGAUCCCUGCCUGACAAUGUCAGGGAGGAAGAUCGCUUUCAUUGACACUGCAGAGUUCAAGUUCCUGGGGCGAAGGCUGCAUGCUGAUUGCUCUGAGCAGACCCAGCGGGAAGACAUCCGUCAACUCACUGUAUCUCUCAUGCAAAAAGUAGAUGGCUCUUGGCUUCAAGACCACCACAAGCUAUGGCUUUACCACCAUCUUGUAGUGCCCAAGCUUUCUUGGUCUUUCCAGGUUCUUGAACUCACACAAGGUUUUGUACGUGAACUGCACUUUAUGUGUUUACCAUUUCUGAAGAAAUGGUCAGGCCUACCUCGAUGCGCAAACUCUGCCAUUCUUUUUAUUGGCAGUCGCAAACGCUUUGGCUUACGCCUCCACUACCUUCCUACGGUGUGGAAAAAGUGCCAGUCCAUCAAAUGGCACAUUCUUCGAUCGAGUGGGGACGCGCGCAUGAGGGCGCUGUACACUCUGCGUCGGAGUAAGGAUGCGAAGCUGACAAAGCGAUAUGCGGCGACAAUAGAGCUGGAGUGUGCAGAGGCAUCAGUAGGUUCAGGGACUCUCCGUCCACCGUCAUCUUCAAGUCAUCGUGCAGGGUUGGGUGCUCCUGCUCCGAAGCAGCAUUCCAAACCCCCGAGGAAGGAUCUCCUUCAAACAUUUGAGGAGAUCAACGCGCAGGAGCAGAUUUUGAGGCUGAAGACUCUUCAGGUGCAAGGCAAGUGGUUGGAGUGGACAUCGGUGAUGUGGCAGGACCUCUCGUGGAAAUCCCUUUUGUACGGUGGUACUGGUAAGGAUUUGAAAUUUCUUCUCGCAUCAACCCUCGACGU
Molecule: messenger RNA, 4114 nt
Organism: Sycon ciliatum
Lineage: Eukaryota; Metazoa; Porifera; Calcarea; Leucosolenida; Sycettidae
Product: N-terminal kinase-like protein
Exons: 4
Coding region: 273-689 (138 amino acids)
Source: RefSeq, a predicted model, not a curated record